GCAUGUGCCCCUGGGUGUACGCGGCCUUGACGCUGGCCGUGCCCGUGUCGCUGUUGGUGCUGCAUCGCCUGUGGAGUCUGUACCGGGUGCGGCGCCUGAGCCUCCGCCACAAGCACUUCUUCGUCACGGGCGGCUCGAGCGGCAUCGGCCGCGCCCUGGCCUCCCAGGUAGUGCGCCGCGGCGCCAACGUGACGCUGCUCGCCCGCGACCGGACCCGCCUGGAGGAAGCGAGGCUCGAGCUCCAGGACCAGACGGCCUUUCCCGACCAGGUGGUGCACACGGUGUCGGCGGACCUCUGCCAGGACUCGAGCGCGCUGGCGGGCCAGCUGCAAGAGGCCGAGGAAGCCUGCGGCCCCGUCGACUUCCUGGUGAACUGCGCCGGCAGCGCCACCAGCUUGCGCUUCGAGGAGACGCCCGCGGCCGAGUUCCGGCGCAUGAUGGAGCUGAACUACCUGAGCGCCGUGCACGCCACCAAGGCCGUGCUGCCGGGCAUGCGGCAGCGAGGCCACGGGGCCAUCGUGCUUGUGUCGUCCAUUGCCGGCGUGUUCGGAGUGUACGGCUUCUCGGCCUACGCCGCGUCCAAAUUUGCGCUGGUCGGGCUGGCCCAGUCGCUCUGCAUGGAGGUGCGCCACAGGGGCGUCAGCGUCACGGUGGCCUUCCCUCCGGACACGGACACUCCGGGCUUCGCGGAGGAGCAGCGCACCAAGCCCAUCGAGACGAAGCUCAUCUGCGCCAGCGGGGGCCUGCACUCGCCGGAAACCGUGGCCAGGUCCAUCCUGGACGACGCGUUGAGGGGGCACUUCGUGUCCGUGCUGGGCCUCGACGGCAUGGUGAUGCUGAACAUGUGCGCCGGUAUGAUGCCGCCCAACUCGCUGCUGGACCUGGUCGUCCAGGUGGUCUGCAUGGGCGCGCUGCGUCUGGUGGGCGCCUGCUACUUGCUGCACUUCUACCGGCUGGUGGCGCGGCAGGCCAGCCUGCGCCAACAGGCCAAGAAGCCGCUCUGAGGCACGCCGAGGAAACAAUCGGCCGUGCGGUCUGCUGGCGGCGGACUGAUUCACGCACAAAGGAGCCUUCGAGUUAGUUGGCGGUUCGCGCAUUCAUUCCAGUUAAGGAAUCACUGUACAGUCGCGUCUCAUUAGUAUGGUGACCACAGUUCCUCCAAAAUAUUGUCUAAUGUCCAUAAUAACGGGAUAAAAAUGCACGUUUAAUUCGUCCCCUAACGUCUUUUCUAUGUAGCGGGGUACAUCGAGGUAUUAACGAGACAUCCCUCACAAAAAUGUUAAACAAGUUUCACUUGUGUUUCUAAUGUAUUUCUAUAGAGUCGGUUGAAAUUAAAUAUAAAGUCCACGUGUAAUGUGUUUGAUCAUAAAAAUCUCAAUAUCGAUUGUAUUGAAGAGUACUCGUUAGGGAUGCAAUUGAGUUUGGUCACAAAAAAACUCAAUAUCGAUUCUAUUGAAUUGACUCAUUAGAAAUGCAAUUUAGUUUGGUCACAAGAAAGUCAAUAUCGUUUCUGUUGAAUUGACUCAUUAGGAAUGCAAUUGAGUUCGGUAAUUAAGAACUCGGUAUUAUAUUUACUAUCAUCGCACAUCUAGUGUAUCUACAAUGAAAACUACUGGGUGAUAUGAAGGAGCGGCCAGGCUCUUUAAAUCGACCGCAAAAUUCGGUUUCUUAACCUAUCGCGUUCCGAUUUUGUAGAGCGUUGGCAACAGGUGGUGCAUUUUUUCUAUACAAUUCCCGAAGACCGAGCUUACCCGAGGAAAAAGUAAAAAAAGAGAAAGGCUUAACUCCUAUGGAAAACGCAGCGAAGCCACCGGUCUUCAAACCAUAGGGCGCCCUAUGGUUUGAAGACCGGUGGCUUCGCUGCGUUUUCCAUAGGAGUUAAGCCUUUCUCUUUUUUUACUUUUUCCUCGGGUAAGCUCGGUCUUCGGGAAUUGUAUAGAAAAAAUGCACCACCUGUGGCCAACGCUCUACAAAAUCGGAACGCGAUAGGUUAAGAAACCGAAUUUUGCGGUCGAUUUAAAGAGCCUGGCUUUUCCUUGAAUCGCCAGAUAGUUUAUCACUUCUUGUUCUUUCAUUACGCCGAAAAAUAGCUUGUUUGUAUCUCUUUUAAAAUUUACCAUUCCAAUACUUUACUAAAUAACAAUCUAAUAUUAAUGCCCGUUUUCAUCGUACCGCGCGUAGAUAAUCAAUUUAAAGUCGGAAUUCUUCAUUGCAUUACCUCAGCCUAUAGUAACUCUUUCAUUCCCGGAACAUCUUCAGAGUGAACCACCUUCCCGCGCAAAUGGUAAACAUGCCGUCUUUUGACUUAUUUGAAAGUGCGGCGACUGCUUACCUAGGUUAAUAUUUUUCUGUUUGCUUUUUUUGUUCUAUAACUUCUAAAGUUGAUGCACUUUUUUUUACGUUUCUAGUGCUUGGCUUUGUAUGUGUUUGUAUAUUGUUUGUAUUCCACAUUUGUCGUGUCCCACUCCCCUCUGGAAUGCACCAGGACCUUGAGGGUACGAAAAUAAAUUAAUAAAUAAACUCAAUAUAUAUUCUUUGGAACUUACUCGUUAAGAAUGAAAUUGAGUUUGUUCAUUACGAAUGCAAUCUAUAUUCUUUUGAAUUUACUGAUUAACGAUUCGAUUGAGUUUGCUCAUCUAGAACUCAAUAUCCAUUCAUUUUAAUUCACCUACUUAUUAAGAAUGCAAUUGAGUUUGCUCAUUAUGAAGUUAAUAUGGAUUAUAUUGAAUUUACUUACAUUAGCAAAUGAGUUUCAUUAUUAAAAAAGCCCCGUAAAAAAAAAGAAACGUUUUUUAACAGUCUGGUUGGGACACGCGUGUCAAGAAAUAAAUUUUACGCUUAAAGAAAAACAAAUUAGAGCAAUGUUAACGGCAAGAGGUUUAUUUGAAGUUCUGCGCGCGCGAAGUCCAUGACGUCACGGGUCAUUCCGGAAUGACCAUCUCGGUCGUGAAGGCGAAUCCGAUACACCUUUCCUCCACGCGGCCGAAAUGCCUAGAGAGAAAACAUGUGGAAAGGAGGUGACUGCCGACUAAAUCGAGUCUCGCGCCGUCACUAUUGCUAAAAAAUUUUUUCGCGUAGUAUUACCUUUUUAACGCGCGUGUUCCAACCACCCUUAAAACAAACUUCUUUUUUUCUUUUCAGAAGUCCUUUAAGACCUCAAUAUUGUUUAUUUUAGGUUUGCUCAUUAGAUAUAUAAAUGAAUUUUUUCAUUCAUAGUUUUGAGCUUAUAGUCAUUGGACAUGCUCUUGAGUUUUAUUACUUAGACCAGUGGCUCUCAAAUGGGGGUCCGCGAAGGCAUUCUAGGGGUCCGCGAGGUCCUGCCACAUCAGUCAAGCCCGGCAAUAAAAGUUGUCUUUUUGUUUUGCGGUUGAGAUGAAAUGUUUCAGUUUUUGGGCCAGUUUUCUCGUGUGCGUCAAUAAGAGAGGUCUACUUCACACUAGCCCUUAGUCAUAACCAUUUACUAAAUCAAUAUUAUAUUUAUCCUAUACCUUUCCUCUCUUCUCGCCACGAACGGGGCUCUCCAUCAUCCCCGCCUAUCCACAAGGGGUUCGCGAAACAUCGAUGGUUGAGAACCACUGACUUAGACUUUUCUUUGUCUCCCCUUUGGAGAUUCAAACGAGUUUCUGUUCUUGAGUAGUUUACAUAAGCUGGUUUGCGCCCUUUGCUAUAGAGGAGCCCAGCAAGGGCACAGCUGCAAAUAACCAUGAGUGCACGUAUGUCUCUCAGAAUAAACACAUUCGCUCA
Ixodes scapularis (black-legged tick) is the source of this 3744-nucleotide messenger RNA. RefSeq names its product 3-ketodihydrosphingosine reductase (gene Kdsr). Gene Ontology annotation, molecular function: 3-dehydrosphinganine reductase activity. Lineage: Eukaryota; Metazoa; Arthropoda; Arachnida; Ixodida; Ixodidae. The record is from RefSeq and is a predicted model, not a curated record. Gene Ontology annotation, cellular component: endoplasmic reticulum membrane. Gene Ontology annotation, biological process: sphingolipid biosynthetic process.